Molecule: messenger RNA, 2902 nt
Organism: Hippoglossus stenolepis (Pacific halibut)
Lineage: Eukaryota; Metazoa; Chordata; Actinopteri; Pleuronectiformes; Pleuronectidae
Product: proteinase-activated receptor 1-like
Exons: 2
Coding region: 186-1436 (416 amino acids)
Biological process (GO): positive regulation of Rho protein signal transduction; thrombin-activated receptor signaling pathway; phospholipase C-activating G protein-coupled receptor signaling pathway
Cellular component (GO): membrane
Molecular function (GO): thrombin-activated receptor activity
Source: RefSeq, a predicted model, not a curated record
UGUGCGUGCAGAUGCUGUUUGUUGAUGAUGGGGUUUUGUUUUUUGGAACCAGCGGACUUCGGGCAGAAAGAAACUUUACUGGUCACGAUACGCUGUAAAAAGAGCCUGCAAGAGAAACAAGAUUCAACCAUAUUUAAAAUUAACAUUUUCUUAUCCGUCUUCAUUGCUUCAGUUCCUCCAGCACAAUGUUUUCGGUGUUUCAAAAAGCCUUGCUGAUGGUUCUGGUGUGUGCGUGUGCCGACUCAAAUACGAUGAAUGUUACACAGAACCCGAUGACUGAAAAGCCUAUGAUGAUUGUUGAACCAAUGUUGGUAUAUAAUCCGGACAUAAUUAUUUCUGAUGAUGAUACAAUGAUCUACAAUGAUGAUGUAACCAGCAUCAACGGGACGGGGCUGCUGAAUGUAACCAGCAUCAACGGGACGGGGCUGCUGAAUGUAACCAGCAUCAAGAGGGUGGGAAUCUCAGAAGAAGCGCUGUUGUUUCUCAAAGGCUCUGUGUCCACCAUCCUCAUCCCUUCCUUCUACACACUGGUCUGCCUCAUCAGCUUGCCGAUCAACAUCUGUGCAGUGGUGGCCUUCACUCUGAGGAUCAAACCCAAGAAGCCGGCGGCCAUCUACAUGUUGAAUCUGGCCUGUGCCGAUUUGCUCUUUGCUGUGCUGCUCCCCUUCAAGAUCUCCUACCACUUUGGUGGCAACAACUGGAUAUUCGGCUCAGUCAUGUGCCACGUGGUCACCGCAGCCUUCUACUGGAACAUGUAUUGCUCUGUUCUGCUCAUAACUUGCAUCAGUGUGGACCGUCUCCUUGCUGUAGUCUAUCCUCUUGACUCUCUGCCUUGGAGGACGCCAGGGAACGCAAUCAUGGCCUGCGUCGCCAUGUGGAUAUUAUCCUUCGCUGGCACUGUGCCCCUUGUCCUCCACGAACAGACUUUUCCCCUCAGUCAGCUGAACAUCACCACCUGCCACGACGUCCAGUCUGUCCACAAGGUAAUCUGGUACUACAAGUUCUACUUCAUCGCCCUGUCCUGCGCCUUCUUCUUCCUGCCUCUGCUAAUCACAGUGGUGUCCUACACUCGUGUGAUCUGGGCACUGAGCAGGGUCCCACACAGCGUUCUAGGAUGUUCAGGCAGGAGAACAAGAGCAGUGGUGAUGGCUGGAACAGUGCUGCUGAUAUUUGUGCUGUGUUUCACACCCACACACUGUCUACUGAUGGCACACUAUCUGCAAUUUAAAGGAGGUGCUGAGGCGAUCCAAGAGACCAGCUCCUACGCAGCCUAUCUAGUUUUUAUGUGUUUAGGAAGUCUGAACUGCCUCCUGGAUCCCCUGGUCUACUACUUUGGCUCAUCCCAGUGCCAGAAACAACUAUCCAGCACACUGAGGUGUGAGAAGAUUUUGGAGGGCUGUAGUGGACAUUCCUUUCCUGGCCUCAGUAGUCGCUGAACUAGGAUGAGAACAACCUGAUCCUGUGACCUGCAGGUUGACCACCACCCAAUCUUCAUACCAUGAAAACUCGAUUUUUGAGACAAAAGGAAAACCAGGGUUUCUUCCAAACCACAUGCUUUCAAUCAGAUCAAAUACAUAUAUGACAAACACUGCAGAAUAGUCGGAUGGAUCUGUCUGGUCGACAGUGGUCAACAAGCAAUGACGCCCUGAACCCAUGCUCAAUUCAAUAACAAUGCUUCCUCUGCCUCUCUCUCUUCCAAGAGGUGGGGCAGUCACAGACGUAUGUCAUGAAACCACAUUCCAUUCUGUUCUGAAAACCAGCUCAUUUUAUUGAAUGACUGAAGCAAAGUGCAAAUAAUGUUGUCUGGAUUUGGUUAAUAUUGUUUUAUAACUGCUUUUUAGAUAAUUUGAUAGAAAUUCCAAAAGUGUUCCAGGUUUUAUGAAAUUUAAAUUGAGAAGCCUAUUAUAUAAAGUUAUUUACCUAUAGAAUGCAGCUAAACAUAUACCAUAUAACUAUACUGCAACUAGUAAUGUUAUCCUGUAUUCAAUUAAUGUUAGAUAUAUCAUGUUGUUAUAGUUGAUUACACUGUUGUAAUGAUUUUGUUAUAAUCUACAUUUGUGUAAUACACCUUCUGCUUGGCACACAUUUAUAUAUUAUAUUACAGAAUAUAACCUCACCUUAUAUUAGUAGAGCUACAAGAUUUGGCACAGAUUACUGAGCAUUUUUUGGGUAUAUUUCUUGAACACGCUUCUCUUAAACUUGAAAAUUCAUCAUAAACUUGAAAAAAUAUAUAAAAAAUAUCAGAAACCUGAAGACAGCCCUCUCCCAUAGGGCUGGGGUCUGCUUAAAGUAAAGAUCUGAUCUGGCCUGAUUGAUGAGAAUGAAAAGAAAAAUAAAUUGUAGACAUUGGUGUAGUUAGAUCCAUGCUGCCACCUACUGGUGAUAAAUGUGCUGUACUGAAUGUAUUCUAGUUAAGCUGUAAUUUGACACCAUUUUAAAGUUAGUUUUCUAAAGCAGAUAAAAUAAUUGGAAAUACUGAAUUAUGACACGACACACACACAGACACACAUGCAUUGGUGUUGUGCGGAGGUGAGAGUCUUGUGAGGCUGUGAAGGAACUACUGAGGAAAAGUUGACACAUUUAUUUUUAAUUAAUUUGUUUUACUAUGUAAAUCGUGUUCACAGUUUACAGGCGUGUAAAAGGUAUAUGAUGAUAAUCAACAACAAACUGCUUUAAAUAACCACUUACGCUUUAAACACUAAACUUACACCAGUGGCUACUAAAAUAAUGUCCCCUGAUAACUUACACUUAAAUGAGGUAUUAUCAAUUAUUAUCUGAUAUAUCAUCAAUAUUCAGGGCUUCGUCUUUGUCCGUCAUCAAGUCCAGAUAACUGUGGCGGAUGGAGGUUUUUUAUUAUUUACUUUAUUAUUCAUGUACAAACUUUAAUUACAUAUUUCAAUAG